Messenger RNA from Solanum stenotomum, 1465 nucleotides. RefSeq names its product protein ALP1-like. Bases 49 to 1398 code for a protein of 449 amino acids. Lineage: Eukaryota; Viridiplantae; Streptophyta; Magnoliopsida; Solanales; Solanaceae. The record is from RefSeq and is a predicted model, not a curated record. The transcript has a single exon.
UCAUUUCAUUUCAAAACAUAUUAAAGUAAUUUGGUUUGUCCUUUGAAAAUGAAUUUCAAUCUUGGAGAUUGUUCUAAUAAUAAUGAUGAAGAUUUUUCUUCUUCGUCAUCAUCUUCGUUAGAUUUGGAUUUUUUUCCUAGUACAGAACACCAUGAUAAUUUAAUAAAUCAACUACGUAUGAACAACUACAUGUUCCAACAAGUUCUACAAAACCAUACUAAUGAAGUUUUCAUAGGUGGCUCCAUUCCAGGUCAUGUGGUAAUCAAUCGUGAUCGUGAGGCGGCAGAUGAUAAUUUAUUUCGUGAUUAUUUUUCAGCCACACCACGCUUUAAUGAUGCAAUAUUUCGCCGUCGUUAUAGAAUGUCCCGCAAUUUGUUUCUUCGUAUCGUUGAUGCAAUUAAAGAUCACGACACGUACUUUGAACAACGCAUUGAUGCACUAGGUAGAUUUGGAUUAUCUACUUUGCAAAAAAUUACUGCUGUGUUUAGAAUGUUGGCAUAUGGUUUGCCAGCGGAUGCCACUGACGAAUACGUGAAAAUUGGAGAGUCAACUACGAUUGAAAGUAUGAAGAGAUUUUGUCGAGCUAUUGUAGAGGUUUUUGGUGAGCGAUAUUUGAGAUCACCAACACCUAACGAUGUUGCGAGGCUUCUACACAUUGGUGAGCAACGUGGUUUCCCAGGAAUGUUAGGUAGUCUAGAUUGCAUGCACUGGAAAUGGAAAAAUUGUCCAACGGCAUGGGCUGGGCAAUACGCAGGUCGUAGUGGAUCACCAACAAUUAUUCUUGAAGCUGUUGCUGAUUAUGACCUUUGGAUAUGGCAUGCUUAUUUUGGUUUGCCUGGCACCAAUAACGAUAUUAAUGUUUUAGAGUCAUCACAUUUAUUUUCCAAUCUUGCUAGCGGUAUUGCGCCUCCCGCCCAUUAUGUUAUUCAAGGAAAAGAAUACGAUAUGGGUUAUUAUUUAGCUGAUGGUAUAUAUCCUAAAUGGUCUACAAUUGUUCAAACUAUUCGUGAUCCUCAUUCCCAACAAAAGAAAUAUUUCGCGAUGAAACAAGAAUCGUGCCGAAAAGAUGUUGAACGUGCAUUCGGAGUUUUGCAAUCACGUUUUGCAAUUAUUGCAGGACCGUCACGUUUUUGGAGAAAGGAAGUGCUACAUGAUAUAAUGACUACAUGUAUUAUACUGCACAACAUGAUAAUUGAGGAUGAACGUGAUCUUAAUGCACCAAUUCAAGAUGCCAUAGAGGCUCCAACUCCAACUAUUGAAAUGGUGGUAGAUGAAAAUCUCCGGUUUGAACAAUUUUUAGCUAGACAUAAAAAAAUUAAGGACAAAAAUGCUCAUUUUGAACUCCGUAAUGCAUUAAUAGAGCAUUUAUGGGAGCAACGUAAUAAUUUUGAAAAUUGAGUGUUUAUGUAAUUGUAUGUCACUUUUAUUUGAAUUUGUCCCCUAAUUUAUGUAUUAUAUUAUAUUU